Molecule: messenger RNA, 369 nt
Organism: Scheffersomyces coipomensis
Lineage: Eukaryota; Fungi; Ascomycota; Pichiomycetes; Serinales; Debaryomycetaceae
Exons: 1
Coding region: 1-369 (122 amino acids)
Source: RefSeq, a predicted model, not a curated record
AUGUCAUUAUUACUUGAUACAUCAGCCAGUAUUGAAUUCACAGAAGUUUAUACAUCAAGUUCUCUAUCAAAUUUACAAGUUGUAACUGCGGUUAAAUAUUUACAAGAUCAACAACAAGCAUUAUCAGAUUCAAGUUUACCAUUAGAAGUUCAAACUACAGGAGGAAAUUCUGAAAUUGCUUCAGAUAUACCAACUUUAACAUUAAUAACUCCCAGUUAUUAUUCCAAUAUAAAUACAGUAAUGUCAACCAGUACCAAUGGAGUUUCAAGAUUAAACUCCAUGGCUUCAACUAAUACUGAUUAUAAAUCAUUAAAAUUCAUAAGUCUUUAUAUGGUAUUUUUAUUUGCUACCGGUAUAUUAGCCUUAUAA